AUGAUAGUGAGACAGCUGCGUGACGUUCGUUCCACUACAGUCAGUCAACCUCUUUCUCAUUCCGACUUCAGCAAACGAACUUGUCUACCUGUUACUUUUUUUCGAUUCAGCCCGCCGUCACUUCCGCUUGUGCCCUCCAAAUCCAGAAGAGAGAGAGACUUCCUUCUGGAGCUGAAGAUGACUGAAGACCUUUCCUCUCCCUACCUCCCUCCUUUCCGCCACAGGCGUGGAAUCUGCGCCGUUGCCGUCAGGGACUCGUCAAAGGGUCUCACUGCGAACGAGCUCCAGCCUUGUCCAGCUCGCCCUUUCUCAGAUCGUCCCGAUGCCAAAUCGGAUACACACCAGAGUGGCUCGAGUCUUAAACGGAUUGUCGACUGAAGCGGGGAUUCCAUCGAAUCUUCCUCAGACCCC
Messenger RNA from Colletotrichum destructivum, 411 nucleotides. RefSeq lists its product as uncharacterized. Bases 1 to 378 code for a protein of 125 amino acids. NCBI's taxonomy places the organism in Eukaryota, Fungi, Ascomycota, Sordariomycetes, Glomerellales, Glomerellaceae. The transcript has a single exon. The record is from RefSeq and is a predicted model, not a curated record.